UCAGACUGCAGGUGUCAGUCUGAGUAAAGCUUUCGGAUCAGACGCUGCUCAUUGUGCCUGCUGUCGGAAGAGUGAGAGAGCGAGAAAAGUUAAGAUGGAGCCCCAGAAGAAGUUAAUCAACUCAGCAGAGAGUUGCGUGGAUGACGCCCUCCUCGGCCUCGUCAGGGCCUCUGGGGGCCUCUCUCUGCUAAAGGGCCACAGGGUUGUGCUUCGGUCUGACCUUGAAAACCUCAAGGGAAAAGUGGCCCUCCUCUCUGGAGGGGGGUCGGGCCACGAGCCUGCACACGCAGGUUAUAUCGGAGCAGGGAUGCUGUCGGCGGCUGUUGCAGGAGGAGUGUUUGCAUCGCCGCCUCCUGGCAGUAUCCUUGCUGCCAUUCUCUCUUUGCACAAUGCAGGAGCCUCUGGGGUCCUUCUCAUUGUGAAGAACUACACAGGUGACCGCCUUAACUUUGGAUUGGCUGCAGAGCAAGCUCGUAACCAGGGCGUUGCUGUUGACAUGGUGAUAGUUGCAGAAGACUGCGCCUUUGACCAACCAAGUAAGGCUGGAAGAAGAGGCUUGUGUGGCACUGUCUUCAUACAUAAGGUACACAACAACAGCCUAAUAGACGUGUUAUUUACUCUGGAAACAGCUCAACUUACUCCAGGCACUCUGGGGGUGAGUCUGUCUCCAUGCAGCGUUCCCGGCUGCCUGCCUUCCUUCGAUCUACCGCCAGGAGACAUGGAGGUCGGGCUGGGUAUCCACGGGGAACCUGGAAUAAAGAGGUCAAAGGUGGCCUCUGCUGAUGAGGUGGUCAAGACCAUGAUAGACCACAUGACCAACCCAAGCAGCCAAUCGCAUCUGCCGCUGAAAUCAGGAGACAGUGUGGUUGUGUGCGUGAACAACCUUGGAGCUCUGUCUUGCCUAGAGAUGGCUGUGGUGACUAGAUCGGCCAUCAUCUGCCUGGAAAGCCUUGGAGUGGUGGUUGCCAGGGUGAUGUCUGGGUUGUUCAUGACCUCUCUGGAGAUGGCAGGAGUGUCGCUGACCCUGAUGAGGGCUGACAAGGAAACACUGAGGCUGAUAGAUGCUAAGACUACUGCCCCUGCCUGGCCAAACCUCAGCAAUGUGUGUUUGAGUGGACGCAGCUACAUCACAGAACCACAAACAACCUUCAAACGGCCACAAGAUGAGAAGCACUCUGAAGGACCACUUAGUCCUGUGAUGCAUAAAGCCUUGGAGAAGAUUUGCUCCACUCUGUUGGAAAAGCAGGAGGAACUCAAUUCCCUUGAUCGUGCGUCCGGGGAUGGAGACUGUGGUAAUACUCAUGCUCAGGCUGCUAGAGCCAUUCAGGAGUGGCUUCAAGGACAUGUGGUCCCCGGUUGCCCCGGGAAGCUGUUAUCAGUCGUUGCUGGAUUGGUGCAGGAGAAAAUGGGCGGGUCUUCAGGAGCGUUGUACAGUCUGUUCCUCACUGCGGCAGCCGGUCAUGUGACCGAGGGGCGGAGCAAUGCUGCAGCCUGGGCCACUGCUAUGAAUGCUGGGACAGAAGCAAUGAAAAAAUAUGGUGGUGCCGCCCCUGGAGACAGAACAAUGCUGGAUGCUUUGUGCCCUGCAGUUGAUGAACUGAUUAAGCUGGCCACAGCUCCAUCUGGUGGACACAUGGCUGUACUGCAAAGUGCUGUGAAGAAAGCUGCUUCAGGAGCGGAGGCAACUCGUGACCUUAAAGCAAGGGCUGGGAGAGCCAGCUACAUCUCACCCAACCUGGUCAGCCUGCCAGACCCUGGUGCUGUAGCUGUGGCAACCAUCUUGAAAGCUAUUCUGGAGGUGCUAGAGGGGCGAAAGUGAUGCAGCCACCAGGAUAAGAGUAGAGGGCUAAUGCUACCUAAACAAAACUGUGAUGCAAGAGUGAUUAUCAUUUAAAAUAUUUUGAUUUUUUUGUGAUGCAUAUUUUACAUUUUUGGAAGCUAUUUUUCACACUAUACACAAAGUAAGUCAUUACAAGCUGUUAAACUGAGUUUACGAAACAAAAGGAUGUAAAAAAUUAUGGCAGCAGUGCAAAGAUGUAAAGCAAAAAUCAAGAAAAAUAACUUUGGUAUUGUCUCUAAAACAUAUUCCAUUGAAAACUGAAUCAUAUGAACAGCAGGAGACUUUUGUAGCAGAAGGGAAUAUUCAUAGUUUCUACUAAUAAAGGAAAAAUCUAUUAAU
Molecule: messenger RNA, 2179 nt
Organism: Pundamilia nyererei
Lineage: Eukaryota; Metazoa; Chordata; Actinopteri; Cichliformes; Cichlidae
Gene: tkfc
Product: triokinase/FMN cyclase
Exons: 16
Coding region: 95-1819 (574 amino acids)
Biological process (GO): glycerol catabolic process
Cellular component (GO): cytosol
Molecular function (GO): glycerone kinase activity; ATP binding
Source: RefSeq, a predicted model, not a curated record